AUGGUCUGCCAAUGCAAUUUCAGGCAACAAGCUGCAGAGGAAAGGCACUAUUCGGGCAGUCCUUCACCACCACCGUCAGAUGCAGACACAGCUACCGCCAAGCAGACACAGGAUUUAUUAUCCGGUCUCGAUAAUCAGGUAUGGCCGCCACCAGUACCACAGUAUCAGGAAUCGAGUGAUUUGUUAAUGAUGCAUGCAUCAAAACAUGCCGAUGAAGAGGUGUAUGGAAUAAAAUCUGAGCCCGUACAUCAGGAUUUGUCGCAACUUGCAUUCAGGAACGAGAACGAACCGGAAAGUACGGCAGAUAAUGAGGAUUAUGACGAUGAAGCAAUACCUCACCAUGGAAGAUUUGACGAAAAGGCGCAGAGUUUUGAUUUGAGUGGUGCUGCUGGUAAUUUAAUACCGGAUGAACCUGGUGAAAGCCUUGAUACUACUGCACCGCUGGUGCAUUUUCCGCCUGGUUUCGAUGUAAAACAUCGUAGUGUUUCGUUGAGUGCCGAAGACAACUUGCGAAAGCAGCUGAAAUUCAUUGGUCCUUGCGCACCAAUUCCUGUUAAGUUUGAAGAUCCACCAGCUGUAUUAUCCGAGGAACCCAAUAAGCCUGCAUUUGGUGUAGCUGGCCCAGGUGAAAUUCUGGUUGAAACGAUGCUUGUACAGGAUACUGCUAUUGCGGCACCCUUAUUAUAUCCGAUACCGUCCGAAAACGAAUUUGAGAUUGAUACGUAUAAUUCAGCGGAACCGGAAUUUGUACGUUCAGGCAGCGAAGAAAUGCAGUCGGUGUCAGAUUUUGUCUGUAAAACAUCAUCGCUACACGAUAGUCUGGAAAAGGAGAAUGCCGAUGUAAGCGAAGAGUUGGCACAAAAAGUACCGGAUGGUACAGAAACAGAACCAGGUGCAUCGUAUGGUACUGCCGUGGUACCCGAUGUGCCCUAUAAUAGUGACACUGGACUGGUGUCACAUAAACUGCAAAGCACUGACUUUGUGCCGGCUGUCUCUGGUCACACCGAACUGGUGUCAGACGUGUUGUCGGUUGAUGGGAAUGUCCAUAAGACUGCUGCGGCUACUAAAGAAUCGUUGUUGUCUACGGUUCCAGCAGUACCGAUCAGCGAAAACAUUCCGGCUGCAGUGGAGUCACCAGCUCUGGAAGACGUGCUUAAAUUUUCAGCAGCCCCAGUUGUUCAAGGAAAUGCAUCACAGCCAGCAGUGCAACCGACAACAAUUGAAGCAGAGGAAGAACUAGUGCAAAAAACCGAGCUUACACCGCUGAAGCAGAGGAGCGAACCGGAACACCAUCAGGUUUGA
Molecule: messenger RNA, 1302 nt
Organism: Gongylonema pulchrum
Lineage: Eukaryota; Metazoa; Nematoda; Chromadorea; Rhabditida; Gongylonematidae
Source: the annotation of a GenBank genome assembly